Schizosaccharomyces japonicus yFS275 is the source of this 723-nucleotide messenger RNA. RefSeq names its product mitochondrial 54S ribosomal protein MRPL1. The transcript has a single exon. The coding region runs from base 1 to 723 and encodes 240 amino acids. The record is from RefSeq and is a predicted model, not a curated record. Gene Ontology annotation, cellular component: large ribosomal subunit. NCBI's taxonomy places the organism in Eukaryota, Fungi, Ascomycota, Schizosaccharomycetes, Schizosaccharomycetales, Schizosaccharomycetaceae. Gene Ontology annotation, molecular function: RNA binding; structural constituent of ribosome. Gene Ontology annotation, biological process: translation.
AUGAGUUAUUUGACUCUAUAUCGAAAAAUACCGACAUUCCUUAAGACCGUCCCUCUUCUUUCACAAUGCUGUUACAGUACAAAGAGUAAUAAACGUGACAUUACCUUCAGAUUUGAAGAAGCGAUCAAAUAUCUUCGAGCUUUGACUCUCGGAAGAGAAUACGCCAAUUUCUCAAUUACCGUGAACCUGGAUACCGUUAAAGGAUCUGUUCCUGUACGAGGAUACGUCCGUUUACCAUUUCCCGAAAAAAAACAAUCUCGAAUUUGUGUUAUUGCCGAAGGACAAGCUGCACAGCAGGCUCGACAAUCUGGAGCAGAUGUUGUCGGCGGAAAAGACAUUAUAGAUUUAAUGAAGAAGAGAGUGUUUGAUUAUAACAUCUGUCUUGCUCACACGGAUAGUCUUAACUUACUAAAAGAUGUCGCCCGUAUCCUUGGUCCACGGAACUUGAUGCCUUCAGUUAAACAUGGAACUGCGUCUAACGACAUUAUUUCUCUCGUAAAGACUUUCAAGGGAACAACACCUUUUCGUGAACGAAAGGGCAUGAUCAGUCAAGUGAUCGGUCCACAGAGUUAUUCAGAUGAAAAGCUCGCAGCGAACUUAAAAGCUAUCCUUGCUGGCAUACGAAAGUGUAUAUCUAAAAUGGAGCAAAAACGAAAACCAAGAAUCAAGCAUGUCUACCUGCACGGUACACAUACUAUCGGCAUAAAACUGGGACGUGUUUGA